Molecule: messenger RNA, 1170 nt
Organism: Aureococcus anophagefferens
Lineage: Eukaryota; Pelagophyceae; Pelagomonadales; Pelagomonadaceae
Exons: 3
Coding region: 1-1170 (389 amino acids)
Source: RefSeq, a predicted model, not a curated record
AUGCGCCUCCUCUCCCUCGCGCUCGCCCUCGGGCUCGCGGCGGCCUCGUGCCCCAACUCCUGCUCCGGCCACGGCACCUGCGGCAGCGACGACACCUGCACCUGCUACCAGGACUGGGUCAUGGGCGACCAGGAGGGCGGCGACUGCUCGGACCGCAAGUGCCCCUACCAGGUCGCCUGGUCCGCGUCCCCGGACCGCGACGGCAACAUCCACACCUACGCCGAGUGCGCCGGCGUCGGCAUCUGCGACCGCUCCACGGGCGACUGCGAGUGCUUCGAGGGCUACACGGGCAAGGGCUGCGGCAUCCAGACGUGCCCGAACGACUGCUCCGGCCACGGCGCCUGCACCUACGCCGAGGACGCGCCCUUCGGCACGGUCUGGGGCGACUACUACACGGCCAAGUCCAACUCCCUCACGGGCCUCGGCACGGAGCCGGUCACGCUCGCGCAGGCGCCCGCGUGGGACUCGGGCAAGGUCAAACUGUGCGUCUGCGAGCCGGGCUACACGGACAUCGACUGCUCGCGCCGCAUGUGCCCCAAGGGCAACGACGUCCUCGACGAGCGCCUCAACCUCUCCAACAACUGGGCCCGGGGCGCCACGUCCAUCGCCGGCUUCAACGGCCAGAACAGCGACAACUGGGACCCGGACUGCUUCAAGGACUUCCUCAACAAGUCCUUCGCGCUCACCUUCACGUCGAAGAUGAACCAGUCCUACACGACCAAGCCCCUCGUCCUCAACGAGACGAACGUCUUCAACAUCUCCAAGGCCUUCUCCUUCGACGUCCGCAAGGCGCUCGUCGAGCUCCCGAACUACGUCAUCGACGACGUCGACGUCGACUGCUCGCUCCAGUACGUGCACCAGAACCUGACGUCGCUCUACCCGGCCCUCUCCUGCCUCAUCGCCUUCACGGGCGACACGGUCAUGGGCCCCCAGUACCUCCUCGAGGUCGAGACCGACGAGUGCCUCGACGGCUGCACGCCCAAGCUCGAGAACCCCGGCAACGUCACGUCCAUGCCCGACAUCUUCUCCUUCGUCAAGGAGCAGGUCACGGCGGACUACAACUCCUACGAGUGCGGCCGCCGCGGCAAGUGCGACUACUCCACGGGCGAGUGCGAGUGCUUCGAGGGCUACAUGGGCGACCGCUGCCAGAUGCAGACCGCGCUCAUCUAG